This is a messenger RNA of Acipenser ruthenus (sterlet), 546 nucleotides long. Its product is annotated as interferon a3-like. The transcript has 5 exons. The record is from RefSeq and is a predicted model, not a curated record. Lineage: Eukaryota; Metazoa; Chordata; Actinopteri; Acipenseriformes; Acipenseridae. Gene Ontology annotation, biological process: defense response. Gene Ontology annotation, cellular component: extracellular region. The coding region runs from base 1 to 546 and encodes 181 amino acids. Gene Ontology annotation, molecular function: cytokine receptor binding.
AUGGAUCUCCUGAGACGAUCUGGACUCUGUUUUCUGUUUCUAUGUCUCAGCCAAAACAUUUCUCUUGGGUGUAAAUGGAUUCAGAACGGCGAGUACAAACACAAGAGCAGCUUUUCCCUGACACUGCUGAAAGACAUGGGAGAAAAAGAUAUGUCAGAAGAUGUGAAUAUAAGCAUCCCAGAAGAGCUUUAUAAACUGCACAGCAAAUCAGAGAUUGACAACAAAAUUUCGAUUCUACAUACAGCGUUAGGACAGAUCCUGAAGUUUUACAAAAAGAGCGAAAAGAGGACCACUUGGGACAAGGACCAACUGAAUCAAUUUAUGAGCCUUCUCCAUCGACAAAAGUUGGAGCUUAAUCAUUGUAAGACAAAGGGAGGCUGCGUAGGAUGCAAAGAACUGAAGCAAUAUUUCAAGAAUUUGAAACGUUUUUUGAGAAGCCAGAAAAACUCAGCCCUUGCCUGGGAGAUAAUCAGAAAAAAAGUCAUGGACAAUUUGAUAAGAAUGGAGCUGCUGGCCUCGCAUAUAAAGAAUCCACCCGCUAUAUGA